AGUAACUCAUGCCUCUCUUCCAGGUGACCAGACUUUAAGAAUUUGGGAUGCUAAAGCGCCAAGGGUCCCAGUAGUAAUUCCAGCUCACCAGGCUGAGAUUUUAAGUUGUGACUGGUGCAAGUAUGAUCAGAACUUGCUGGUAACAGGUGCUGUUGACUGCAGUUUGAAAGGUUGGGAUUUGAGAAAUAUCCGGCAACCAGUAUUCAAUCUCUUUGGCCAUACUUAUGCUGUAAGAAGAGUAAAGUUUUCACCAUUUCACGCCACUGUAUUGGUAUCCUGUUCCUAUGAUUUUACUGUGAGAAUCUGGGAUUUCUCCAAGGUCGACCCUCUGCUUGAAACUGUGGAACAUCAUACUGAAUUUACUUGUGGCCUGGAUUUGAGCUUGCACCAUCCUGGUCAGGUGGCAGACUGUGCUUGGGAUGAGACAGUGAAGAUCUAUAGCCCUUCUUCAUUGGUAAUUUCUGCAUAGAAUGAUAUACUCCAUGGAAGACAGCAAAUCUGGAAGGAAUCGCUUCCAGUUUCCCAGGGCAGAACAGUCACAGGAUGUACUGGAAUCUUGAUCACCUUAUUUCUUAAAAUGUAAUUUCAUCUUUUAAAUGAAGACAUGCUGUUAAGGUUAAGAGCAAGUUCAAAUAGCUUCUUCUGUAAAACUACAUUGGGGGGACAGCAGAAAAAUUAUGUGCUGUGGAGAUGGAUAGAUGAGGAGGAAGGCAAAAACACUGGCAGUCUUCUCUGUGGGUAUAAGGGGCAUGUGAGAAGCAAUCACAUAAAUAUUGGGUGCUUUAAACCAAGUGUCCUACAUCUGCCGUAGGAAAAGAAAUGCAAAUGGUGCUGUUUUGACCUCUCAUCUCUGUUAAAAUGUGGUGUUUAUGACACGGUCGCAUUGCAUCAAUCUAUAUAUAUAAAGCAUUCAUUUGAUUUCACUGUGGAUACAUUUUGUCAUUGACCCUCCAUUAUAACAUGGUGCGUACUGCUGAUGAACAGUAAGUUACACACCAUUAUCUAACUGCUUCAUUCAACUUCUGUUUAUUUGUUUUAGUCAGGAAGAAAUAUUAUCAACAACCUUUUUUUGUCGAUGAGCCAACCACAUCAUGUUACAGAUAACCUUAGGAUUCAAGCCAUUACAUUUUGAGGUUCAAUUCAUAUUCAGCUGUGACUGAAAUAGCUUUCAUAACCCCUUAAAGACAAAAUUCUGGUUCCUGCAAGGCACCACAAGGGAAGGACCCAAAGAGGUAAUGGGGCGGCACCCCCUGCAUUCCUGGGGGGUGGAGAUAAGUUGGUGGGUGGAAAGUCGGCUGAGGGUGGGGAAGCAGCCAUCUUGACUCUCUUGCCAAGCCAUGAGCUGUGGCAGGACUUCCCAAGACAGUUGAGUGGGUAGUUUUCCAGAUGGGUGAAGGUUCCAUCUGUCUCAGGAUCCUGUUCUCCUGAAUAAAGUAUGUGUACGUGUUCAGUAGUACAAGUUUGAACAACACCUCCGUGUGUGUGUAUAUGUGUGUGUGUGU
Molecule: messenger RNA, 1502 nt
Organism: Gekko japonicus
Lineage: Eukaryota; Metazoa; Chordata; Lepidosauria; Squamata; Gekkonidae
Gene: PEX7
Product: peroxisomal biogenesis factor 7
Exons: 5
Biological process (GO): protein import into peroxisome matrix
Cellular component (GO): peroxisomal matrix; cytosol
Molecular function (GO): protein binding
Source: RefSeq, a predicted model, not a curated record